Molecule: messenger RNA, 10819 nt
Organism: Podarcis raffonei (Aeolian wall lizard)
Lineage: Eukaryota; Metazoa; Chordata; Lepidosauria; Squamata; Lacertidae
Gene: SGSM1
Product: small G protein signaling modulator 1
Exons: 25
Coding region: 132-3524 (1130 amino acids)
Biological process (GO): activation of GTPase activity
Molecular function (GO): GTPase activator activity
Source: RefSeq, a predicted model, not a curated record
GCCGGGGGGCGGCGGGGGGCUCGGCGGCCGCCCUCCGCGCCUUGACGCCCUCGUCGCUGCUGCUGCUGCCCGCCGAGGCCGAGACGCGGCAGCGCCUCCUGCGCAGCGCCAAGAAAGAGGUGAAACAGAUAAUGGAGGAAUCCGUCACCAGGAAGUUUGUACAUGAAGACAGCAGCCACAUCAUUUCCUUUUGUGCUGCCGUUGAAGCCUGUGUCCUCCACGGCCUCAAGCGGCGGGCGGCGGGCUUCCUGCGCAGCAACAAGAUUGCCGCUCUGUUCAUGAAGGUGGGGAAGAGCUUUCCUCCUGCUGAGGAAUUGUCCCGGAAGGUGCAGGACCUGGAGCAGCUCAUUGAGAAUGUGCGAAACCAGAGCCCGGGUGUCCAGGAGAGCACACGCAAGGCUUCCAAGCUCCCCAGCCUCUCCCCGCAGGCCAUCAGGCACCUCUGGAUCCGGACGGCACUUUUUGAAAAGGUCCUGGACAAAAUAGUGCUCCACUUGGUGGAAAACAGCAGCAAAUACUAUGAGAAGGAAGCUCUGCUGAUGGAUCCAGUUGAUGGGCCAAUCCUUGCCUCUUUGCUGGUGGGACCUUGUGCACUGGAGUACACCAAGAUGAAGACCGCCGACCAUUUCUGGACCGACCCCUCGGCUGACGAGCUGGUCCAGCGCCACCGAAUCCACAGCUCUCACUGCCGCCAAGACUCACCCACCAAACGCCCAGCUCUCUGUAUUCAGAAGAGGCAUUCCAGUGGAAGCAUGGACGACCGGCUAUCUCUCUCAGCCAGAGACUACGUUGAGUCGCUGCACCAGAACUCCAGAGCCACACUCUUAUACGGCAAAAAUAAUGUCUUGGUGCAGCCGCGGGACGAUAUGGAGUCCAUCCCAGGAUAUUUGUCCCUUCACCAGACUGCUGACGUCAUGACUCUCAAGUGGACCCCAAACCAACUGAUGAAUGGCUCUGUGGGUGAUCUGGACUAUGAGAAAAGCAUCUACUGGGACUACGCCAUGACCAUCCGCCUGGAGGACAUUGUCUACCUCCACUGCCACCAGCAAGUAGACAGUGGGGGCACAGUUGUCCUGGUAAGCCAAGACGGCAUCCAGCGCCCACCACUGCGAUUCCCGAAAGGUGGGCACCUCCUGCAGUUCCUCUCCUGCCUAGAAAAUGGGCUCCUGCCCCAUGGCCAGCUGGACCCCCCUCUGUGGUCACAGAGGGGGAAGGGGAAGGUGUUUCCAAAGCUGAAGAAGCGAAGCCCCCAGGGGUCCUCGGAGUCGGCAUCAGACAAGGAGGAGGAGGAGGCAACCGAUUACGUUUUCCGGAUCCUCUAUCCUGGCCUUCAGUCAGAGUUUGUGGUUGUUAACCACCCUUCUUGCCUUCCCUCCACCUCUACUUCCGCUGGGAAAGAAAAGGCCUGGAUGCGUCGGACCUCUGGCAGAGUGGUGGUGAUGCCCAAAUGGUCUCUGAGUCUUCCUGAGGCAACGGCUCCCCUUCUGGUCACGUUGGGGUCCAGCCCACACCUGUCCCCGCAGGAUCUGGUCGACACCCAGACGAGCACCCUCCCUUCCAUGUGGCAGCCGGGCACCCGCAAGUCCUCCUGCUCGUCCUGCUCUCAGAGCGGAUCCACGGAGAGUGGCCCCUCCAAUGGUUGCAACCAUGAAAGGGCUCCUCUGAAGCUGCUGUGUGAUAACAUGAAGUACCAGAUACUAUCUCGAGCGUUUUAUGGCUGGCUGGCCUACUGCCGGCACCUCUCCACGGUGAGAACCCACCUCUCGGCGCUGGUGAACCACGACAUUGUGUCACCCAGUGUGCCCUGCAGCGCCAGCCAGGGGCUGACCGCUGAGGUCUGGGAGAUGUUCCUGCAAGACAGUACGAGCUAUGAGGAGAAAGAGCUUUUGCGGCUAGUCUACUUUGGAGGGGUCCAACACGAGAUCCGGAAAGCAGUCUGGCCUUUCCUGCUGGGACAUUACCGGUUUGGGAUGUCAGAAGCUGAGAGAAAGCAGGUCGACAGCCAGACUCGCGCCUGCUAUGAGCAAACCAUGGCAGAGUGGCUGGGCUGCGAGGCGAUUGUCCGACAACGGGAGAAGGAGUCUCACACGGCCGCCCUGGCCAAGUGCUCCUCAGGGGCCAGCCUGGACUCCCACAUGGAACACAUGAUGCACCGAGAUUCGACCAUCAGCAACGAUUCUUCCCAGAGCGGCAGUUCCGGCCCACAGAACCUGACACGGCUUCAGAGCGACUCCAGUGGCAGUACCCAGGUGUUUGAGUCGGUCGAUGAGGUAGAACAGCCCGAGGCAGAUGCCAAACCUGAAGAUGGCAAACGGCCCAAACUCUCCAACGGGAUGAUCCCAGACGGCGCCUCCUCCCCCGACCCUUGCUAUCCCUCUUCCCAGAACUUUUUGGUCACCUCCCCAUGCUCAGAGCAGAUCUUCAGCACCAAGGACAGUAUGGUGGAGACCGCAAAAGCCGCGGUGUGCCACUCUGCCCAGGCGAGCAUGGCUGUCGGCCAGGGACCUCUCAGUGUGGACAAAGCCCUUGUGGGUGGCACACAAACAGGGGAAGGUUUGCAGGGCCAGGACAGCCUGGAGGAGCUCCCCACCACCAGCAGCUUAGAGGAGUUUAUCCUCAUGGGCAAGGAGCACCCUGAUAAAGAGGGGGCAUCUCUGUCUAUAGUGGAUGUGACAGGCAGCUGGCCAGACCACAGUGUGGGGCAGCAGAACUCCAUGGGGAGUGAAGAUGACCUCUCAGAAGAGCCAGAGAUGGAGAGCCUGUACCCGCAGCUGGAUUCACACUCCCUGGCUGUCACUGACUUGACCAUUAGCGAAGUCUCGCCUGUCUCCUCGUCAGGGGUCACCUACUCUCCAGAGCUGCUUGACAUGUACACUGUGAACCUGCACCGCAUUGAGAAGGAUGUCCAGAGGUGUGACCGGAACUACUGGUAUUUCUCACCAGCCAACCUGGAGAAGCUGCGUAACAUCAUGUGCAGCUACGUCUGGCACCACAUUGACAUUGGCUAUGUCCAGGGGAUGUGUGACUUGCUGGCUCCUUUGCUUGUGAUUCUGGAUGAUGAGGCCAUUGCCUUCAGUUGUUUCACAGAGCUUAUGAAGCGGAUGAACCAGAACUUCCCCCAUGGAGGCGCCAUGGACACCCACUUUGCCAACAUGAGAUCCCUCAUCCAGAUUUUAGACUCUGAGCUGUUUGAGCUGAUGCAUCAAAAUGGCGAUUACACGCAUUUUUACUUCUGCUACCGCUGGUUUCUCCUGGAUUUUAAGCGAGAGCUAGUUUACAAUGAUGUCUUCUCUGUCUGGGAAACGAUCUGGGCAGCAGCACAGAUCUCCUCGUCUCAUUAUGUCCUCUUCAUUGCUCUUGCCUUGGUGGAGGUUUAUCGGGACAUCAUCCUGGAGAACAACAUGGACUUCACGGAUAUCAUCAAGUUCUUCAACGAAAUGGCAGAGCGGCACAACACUCAACAGGUCCUGAAGCUGGCGCGGGACCUUGUCUACAAAGUCCAGACACUCAUUGAGAACAAGUGAUUUGAGAGAACAUCUGUCCUGGAGGAGGAAGGGAGACUGAAGCAACCCUUGUGUACAUUUGGAGGCUGGACUAGCGCAUAAGGCAGAGAGCUAGAGAGGGAGCAUGCCUCUCCCCAUGAACUUGAGCCAGUCCCUGGAGAGGCAGUCUCCCAGCCAGUCAUUCCACGGUUUGCAUGGGCUGGGUGUUUUCAGCCACUGCCUGCUGGCUCUUCUGUUUCCGUGAUGACAAUUAACCAAAGAACUCACAAGCUCUGCCUCCUUUCUCAUUCAGGUAGGAUGGAGCUUGACUGGCACAAACCUUGCCUUGAGGACAGAGGUCAGUCGUUAGGUGGGUGGAAAGGGUGUGGCUGUUUAUUGGGAUGUCUGGUUUUAUUACCUUCUGUUCCUGUUUGGAAAGGUCAAGGUGACAGCCUUGAAAAGGGGUGGCUGGGAUCUGUCAUUGAUUUCCCUCCCUCCCUUAAGAUCUUCCUUCAGAGAGAAUAUUUUAAACAGCCAGCAUUUUUUCUUCCCCUAUCACCUCCAAAAUGUGCAGGUCGGGAUCUAACUCUUGGCCCUUUAAUCAAAAGGUGAGGCUUUGCCGAGGUCAUCCUUUUAUGGGGAAGCUUUCCCACCUUCUGAAGGGUGCCAGUUGAGGCCAUCUCUGCCACUGAGGUUUGUCUGUUCUCUUCCUGAUUUUCCUGAAAUUUUCUGCAGUGCCCCAGAUCGCUGUCACCAUAUUUCAUUAGGAAACCGUAUAGCAGACUGAGGCCAGGCUGGCCUGUUCCAUCCUGCUCUGUGGGGAUGCUUGCCAUUCUUUGCCCUUGACCAGGGCCUGAAAAAAAAACAUGUUCUCCAACCCAGCACAUUUUUUUGCUGGACUGAGGACUUAAGCAUCCUGCUUUUCUAUCAUGAGGUUGCAAAGCCAUCAUGUAUGUCCAGGGCCUUGAUGGCAUCUCAUUGAAAUUUCUCUCUCGCUUCUCUCUUUCUGCCCUAGAUGGCUCCUUGUGUUUCAAAGCAGAAAGCACCCGAUGGUUGCUCUGGUCCAUCCUCAGGAGUUUCCUCUCUUCAACACUGAACCUUGGAGGUUGGGCUCGGCCUAUUAACACACACACACACACACACACACACACACACACACACACACACACACUUUGCACCUCUCCUUCACAUUGUCCUUCUGAAUGAUGUGAUAGUACAGGAUACUUCUUGGAGAAAGUCUAUAAACACUUACUACAGGAGGUAAGCCAUCCUUCCCCAACCUACUGCCCUCCAGAUGGUGUUGAGCUCCAACUUCCAAUAUCCUCCGUCUGCCUGGCCAAUGGUCAAGGAUGAUGGGAGUUGUAGUCCAACACCACUUGGUGAGCCCCAUGUUGGGAAAGGCUGAUGGAAACGGCAGUCCAUGGAGCUGAUCCUGUGACUCCUCUGAAGUUCUGCCUUUGUGUUGUCUCUGGUCAGCACCAGAUUAACCAGUCUUCUUAGCACUCUAGUGUGAAGUAACAUUGAGGACAAAUAUUUGAAUUGGUCUGUGUUAAAAAUUCAGGUGUUCUUUUUAAAAGUGAAGGAGAAAGAAGCAGAAUGAAAUUAAAUGGGUUUCCUGAUUUUAAAAAAUCUCCUGAAAAGAUUGCCAUCAUGGCUAAGUGAGUGCCUAUAUUUUGUUUGGUUGUUGUUGUCAUGAAAAGGCCUUCCUCGUAGCCAGUAAAUGCUCAGCCAUAGUUGCUUCUCCCUCUCACUCCAGAGGACUAGUCUCUUAAACAGUGCUGCAAAAUCCAUCCCACCCACCCUGCUGGGUCUCUGUGCUGGCUACUCGUACUUCCAUGCUAAGCCCUUCCUAUUCUUCUUUCAGGAGAGAGUGGUCAAAGAGCACCGCUUCCAAAGUGAGUAACCCUUAAUGACCUCCAUCCUUAAAUUGGGAGCGGGGGUUCAGUCCUUGGCAGCUGCACUUCAAAGCAGGGAGCUCUGUCUCAACAGUACACUCAAACUGGUUUAACUGUCCCGGCUUCCCUAUGCAAAGCCCUGGGGAUUUGAGUUUGGAGAGGGAGCUGCUGACCUCACCCAAGCCCAUUAAUUUUGCCCUUCCCAUUUGGCUCCCAGGCUGUAAGUCCCAGGCUUCCAUCACUGGCUGUGCAAGGAGGCCAUGCCAAGUGGACCAGUAGUGCAAACUGGAUUCCUUGCCCCAAAAAAGUUCAGCUUGGACUUCCCAUGGCCUUUGGUGGCUGGUUGGACUUCCACAAAGUGGUAGGGCACUCCAUUUUUCUGGCAAGUGUUAAAGAAUCAGGCACCGCCCUCCAAAGCAGACAUAGGCACAUCCCAGGCUCAGCCAGAUACUAAAGCACAAGAGAAUCGUGCCCCUGGGCAGUGGUGCCAAGUGGGCUUUUGCCCUUUUGUCCCCAUAAGGAAGGGGAGCAGUUACAAAACAAGUUACUUCCUCCUGUUCUGGAGCUGAUCUGCCUUACUACUUCUACCCCCAGAGCUUUUUCUGGGAGAUGGCAGGGCAAUGUGGUAUUUUAAGGAUAAAGUUUGGGACUGAAGGAUCCAUGCAGUCCAUGGGGUGGGUGGGUGUACGUACAUGUUGCUUGUGCUGGGCUUUUUGACUGUGGAUGCUAGUGUUUCCACCCUCCUUUCUUAAAAGCACAAACUUGAUCUAGUGACCUGUUUCUGAAAGAUAAAGCUUUCCACUUUGGAAAACUCCAAACGAGAGAAUUAAGCAGGCUGACUAGCCCUUUUCUGACAGGGCAGUGUCCUUGCCAAGCAAAUUGUGAGGAGGCAGCUGCCCUGGAGGUGGCAGCGAGAAAUGGUAUGUUGCAGUGGAAAGAGCAUGGGACCUUGACUUGCUUUGAAUUUUCGCUCACCCUUGAAGCUGCUGGUUGGUCACUUCCUGCCCAUCCAGCCUACUUCACAGAGUGACCAUGAGGACAACAUGGUCCAUCUUCUCCCCUUUAUUGGAGGAAGGGUGAGAUGCAGUGCGUAGGCUGCAUCUGCAGGGGAUUUUUGAUGUUGUCUUUGUUUUUGACACUAUGAGAAGCUGUAUCUAAAUUUUGAGAAGUAGUUUCUAGUAUAUAACUUUGAAAUUGUUAGCACAAGGGUUUUCCACUCCCAUAUCACACUCUUGUUUUCAGAGCAAUGCUACAUCACCAUGAACUCAUUGCACUCACCCCUUGGGGUGACCUUUUAGUUUUUCUGAAAUCCCUUUAAAAAAUGGUUUUGUUUUAAAAGCUAGCUGAAUAAUCAAGCACUUUCUGCCUAUGCUAUCAGAGAGAGCAUAUUUUGGCCAUUUGAUAGCAGUCUUGCUUUGUGUGUGUGUGUGUGUGUGUGUGCGCGCGCAUGUGUUUUAAGGGGAGCACUUUUAAAUGCAAAGAAAAUGUUAUUUAUUUACAGGUCUUUAUUGAUUCUCUCUGUGCGUCCUGAACUCUGUGUGUGUGAAGCAUUAUGCAAACAAAUAACAUUCUUUUCUCAAUGUCGCCAAACAUAUCUUUUAAAUGUUGAUCAGGAAAUUGUUUGUGUGUGUGUGUCUAUAUCUAUAUAUUAUAAAGAUACAAAUAUUAUAUGUACAGUAUAGAAAAUGUAUAUGUGAGUUAGGCAGGGCACUAAGAAAUUAUUGCUUUUAAGAAAAGCGUUUUGCUGCUCCUCAGAUGCCAAAAUUAUUUGAGUGUAUUGGGAGUAGUAGUGGAGGUUUGUUGCUGUUCUGUUGCACGUCAGAGGAUAAAGGCAGAUAAUAGUUUGCAAGAAAAAGUGGCUUCAUUUCCUAUGGGGUGUAAAGUGAUAUGUCUCUCUCAUCCCAUCACCUUGCCAAAGAGACUUGGCAGGUUUCUGAAUCCCUAUGAAAACCUUCCAGAUUUUGUUGACCAGAGGUGAGUGUGCAUGCCACAAGCAUUGAUUCCCGUUUUCACAUUACCUAAAAAAAGAAAAGAAGUCUAAUUUUGAAAUUACAACACUUGGGGCUAGCGUGCAUGUCAAAAAAUUCAUGCACAGAAUGCCAUGUCUGUCAAUGAGAAACUGCCAUGGAUCCGGAUUGAUUUGGUGGGGCAGAGGCUGGAUGUGCUCUUAACUUGUGCAUGAACCUGCCCUUUGAGUAGAAAUGCUAUCAUGGGCAGCCUUUGGAAUCUCUGGCUGGAGGACUUUUACAUCCUUGAAAAAGACGGCCCAUCUUAUCUAUACACAUUACGACAUCAGGUGAAGCCUUGGGCAGGGGAGAAUAAAACCAGCUGUUACUCUUUGCAAUCCUCUAAAAGAAUGUUAAGCUAACACAGCGGGGGGGGGGCUAUGGGGGGACACACACCCCAGAAGCUGCUGCACCUCCAACUGCCGUCACCCCUGACAUCAGCUGGUCAUCCCUGAUGUGAGAUGGGAGUCCACAACUUUUGUAUAACACCCCCCCACACACACAUUAUUCUCUUUCAGCUGCAGCGGAAUUAAUUUGACAGCCCACAUUUAAACACUUGACUCUAGUUUUCUGGUCAUUCUUAAGAUGAAGAGAUUUCUAUUAUUUCAACGGUGGCCAAACACAGUAUCAGGCAGUCAUUCCACUAGAACUUUUUGUUUCUUAUUACAAUCGUGGUUGAGAAUGUGAACCUGUUAGAAUAUAUAAAAAAAUUGUCUAGUAGCACCUUAAGGUAAAGGUAAAGGGACCCCUGACCAUUAGGUCCAGUCGUGGCCAACUCUGGGGUUGCAGCGCUCAUCUUGCUUUAUUGGCCGAGGGAGCUGGCGUACAGUUUCUGGGUCAUGUGGCCAGCAUGACUAAGCCGCUUCUGGCAAACCAGAGCAGCGCACGGAAAUGCCAUUUACCUUCCUGCUGGAGCGGUACCUAUUUAUCUACUUGCACUUUGACGUGCUUUCGAACUGCUAGGUUGGCAGGAGCAGAACGGUCGGCAGUUCGAAUACCCGUGACCGGGUGAGCUCCCGUUGCUCGGUCCCUGCUCCUGUACCCACCACAGCACCACCCGCAUCCCUUAUAUAGAUAAGUAGAGGGUUUUAAAGGAGGAUUGGACAAAUUCAUGGAGAAUAAGGCUAUCAAUGGUGUUUGCAUAGUUCCUAUAUGCCCCUCCUUUUCAACUGGGACUGAAGUAGCAGCUGGAAAUUUUGGUGAUAAUUGCCACAGAUAUGUUUUUUUAAAGGUUUCAAUUGCUGCUAUUUUGGUGUUUGAAAAAGCACACACUCCUUCCAUUGCAACACCGUUUCUGCUUUUUCCUACGUUGGACCCAAGCUGACUUUGAUACCUGUUCUGUUGUGUGUAGUAAAUACCCUUGCCAUUGAACACCAAGUGUUCUUGUGUUCUCCUCUGACUAGUGUACAGUGCUGGAAGAAGCAAGUUUAGCAACAGGCUGACUGUGGAAUAUUCAAGUGGCAUAUUUGGAAAUAACUGUUCCAGCCAGCUCUUUUUUAGUGUGCGUGUGUUUGUUUUCCAAUGUCAGCUCUAUCUGAAGACCUUAAAGCAAACAUAGGGAACCUGUGGCUCUCCAGACAUUGCUGGACUCCCAUCUCUCAUCUGCAGUCAGCAGGGCCAAUGAUAUGGGAUGAUGACAGGAGUUGUAGUCCAGCAACAUCUGGAAGGCUGCAGGUGUCCCAUCCGUGCCUUAAGGGAAUGCAAAGUUCAAAGCAGAGAAAAUGUAUUGCUGUGCUUUCAUUUAGGGGUGCCUCUUUUCUGCUGCAUGUCUGGAUUCUGGCCCCAAUCCAAAGUUGUUGACACCCUCUGAUGUGCACACACACACCAAGGUUGCAGGUUCGAUCCCUGUACAGGACAGCUGCGUAUUCCUGCAUUGAAGGGGGUUGGACUAGAUGACUCUCAGGGUCCCUUCCAACUCUACAAUUCUAUGAUCUCCUCCUGCAAAUGGUGGGGUAGUGAUGGAGAAAUCCCCAUUCAUUUCAGCAGGGCGGGCUAUCAUACACAAGGAAGUAUGCCAGAACAAAGAUGAGAAGCACUUGUGAAUUGGAGCUGUGAGAUUUGUGUGCAUCUAAAUCAGCCUUCGCCAACCUGGUACACUCCGAGUGUUAUAGAUCAGUGUUUUGCAACCUUGAGCCCUGAGAUGUUGUUGGACAACAACUCCCAUCAUCCCCAGCCAACUUAACCCAAGGCCAAGAAUGAUGGGAGAUGUAGUCCAGCAACAUCUGAGGACCCAGGGUUGAAGGGCACUUUUUUUUUAAGACUACAGUUCUUAUAAGACCAAGCCCAUGUGGCCUUCCUUCCAUCAGCCCCAUCAUCAUGCAGCUGUGCUGGGAGUAGGGGCUGAUGGAAGCUGGAGCCCCACAACAUCUGGAGGGUCCCUGGUUGGUCUACAGCAGGGGUCAGCAAACUUUUUCAGCAGGGGGCUGGUCCACUGUCCCUCAGACCUUGUGGGGGACUGGACUAUAUUUUGAAGAGAGAAAAAAUGAACGAAUUCCUAUGCCCACAAAUAACCCAGAGAUGCAUUUUAAAUAAAAGCACACAUUCUACUCAUGUAAAAACAUGCUGAUUCCUGGACUGUCCACGGGCCGGAUUUAGAAGGCGAUUGGGCCAGAUCUGGCCCCCGGGCCUUAGUUUGCCUACCCAUGGUCUACAGCUUCUCCAUGUGAAUUAGCAAUUGUUGGUGUGUGGGCAACUGUGUCCUAAUCACCAGAGCUGCUUUUUGUUUUAACCAGGGUGGGGUGCAUAGCUGUCAACUUUCAGAUUUGAAAAUAAGGGAUCAGCAGGCUCACCUGUCCCGGAGACAGUCUAUGGGAUAUCUAACAAUCUGGGAUAGCAGCGGGAAACGGCACUGAAAUAAGGGAAUUUCCUGCCAAAAAAAGGGAAGGUUGACAGCUAUGGUGGGGUGGGGCUAGGGUCUCCAUCUUGGCCAAAAGAGACACACCCAAAGCUGGAAGCUUAGUGGGAGUUCUGGUUGGAAAGGUGGUGUCGCUCUCUCUCUCUCUCUGUGUGUGUGUCUGUCUGUGUCAAGCAACCCAGGAAGGUUCUUCAGGUACCUUUUUUGGAGCAAGAAAACAUGAGCUCUGAAUGUAUCCUGUUGAGUGAUUGCUGCCUGACACAACUUGCUGCUGCUGCUGCUGCUGCUUUGUGUGUGUGUGUCAGCGGGCUCCUUUGGGCUACUCUGGUAUCACUCCUUAUGAGGUGCCCUGCUGUUGCUUUCAUAGUUAAUGUUUGACAAUAAAAGUGCUGCUUUUUGCCUGUUUGCAUUCCGCUCUGUGGCAUAAUCUUGGUUAUUUUUUAAAAAUUCUGCUUUGAUAUUUUGUUAACCAAUGUUAAUUGUAACUUAUUUCUGUGGGGCCAGAAAGACAAAAGAAAGUUAUAUAUUCUCUAUGGUUCUAUGUAUUUUCAAAUCAAUAAUUAAACAAACAAACAAACAAAA